This is a messenger RNA of Eucalyptus grandis, 2361 nucleotides long. RefSeq names its product protein gamma response 1. Gene Ontology annotation, biological process: DNA double-strand break processing involved in repair via single-strand annealing; double-strand break repair via homologous recombination. The record is from RefSeq and is a predicted model, not a curated record. The coding region runs from base 330 to 2270 and encodes 646 amino acids. Gene Ontology annotation, molecular function: flap-structured DNA binding; Y-form DNA binding; double-stranded DNA binding. The transcript is spliced from 2 exons. Lineage: Eukaryota; Viridiplantae; Streptophyta; Magnoliopsida; Myrtales; Myrtaceae. Gene Ontology annotation, cellular component: site of double-strand break.
UAUCAUUUAAGGCAGUAAAUAUCGCUCUCGCUCUCCUUAUUCAUUCGUGGUCUAUACAAUGCAGAUAUUUGGCCAAUUGGUAGUCCCAUCUGAAGCAUUAUUUGUAUUGGCUUUCUCUAUUUUCGGACUUCGAUUUGGCCUUUUUUAUGAUCUGCUCGAGCCCAUGGUAUUACAGGCUUUGCAGCUUAGGAUGCUUAGAUCAGCUGUCUAUGGUUUUGUGCGACAAAGAGUCCAACUUGUCACAAUACCCUGCACGUGUCGAUUGGUGUCUUGCUUCUUUAAUUUUAUGUUUUGACUGCUCGUGUGCUUAACAUUCUCUGUCUCUCCAGAUGGACAAAUACGACGAUAACUCUCCAAAAGUAGGGAUUUCCUUAGACCAUGAUGAUGUUAAGCAUGUCUCAGGCCUUAGCACUAUAUUGGUUGCCUCCAUUCAGGAAGCUAAGGACAGAAUAUCUCAGAUAGAAUAUAUAUUCUGCAGUCAACUUUACCCAAAUUUCCAGUCGAAAUCCAGAAGCUUGCAGAAAAUUUACUCAGAGGCCAUGGAAGCUGCUGAAAAUGCAUGGAAAGAGAAGGAAAGUAAUCUGUUACUUCAAACAGAAAAACUCUUGCUGGAAAAGGAGCAGGUCAGCAAAGAAAACCAGUCUCUGAGAAAGGAAAUGGCGAAGCUGUCUAGGGAACAGGAUGAGAGGUUGAAGGAGUUGGCUGAUGAACAAGAGAACCGGCAACUUAAAAUUGACGAGCUUGAAUCUGAGCUUCGACGAAAGACUAAGGAAAUUGAUGAGGGGAUAGAUCUCCAGAAAAAGUUACUGCAGUUAGUUCAAUCGAAUACUUCUGCAUUAGCUAUCAAAGGGAAAGAAACAAAAGAGCAAGAAGAAAAGACAAGAGCCCUUCUUGCUAAGCAAGAAAAUCUGGAAAAUAUGGUUAAGGCACUUAAAGAAGAAGUCAGAAAGAAAACUGAGGAAGUAAUCAGGGGAAAAGACUUGCAAGCAAAUUUAAUGAAGAAGAUGGAAUCGCAAGCGUCUGAAGUUUUUGAUCAAGAACAGCUGUUGCUCCAUUGCGAAAAAGAAAAAGAGAUACUGAUGACCAGAUCAAAAUGCUUGGAGGAGAAAAUAAGUGAGCUUGAGGAAGAGCUUAGGAGAAAGGCCCAAGAUGUUGGAAGGAAAUUGAACGAAGAAUUGCCUGAAAAGAGUGAUUCGGGUCGUUUAGAUGGUAUGAUUAAUGAGAAAGAAUCGCAGCAAUUUGAAGAGAGACAAUUUUUAUCGUGCAAGGUGAAGAAUCUAGAGGAGAAAGUGAAUGACUUGCAGGCGUGUCUUCGACAAAAGAGCAGCCAUACUGAAGGAGGUUCGGAAGAGAAUCUACUUCAACUGGUUAAAUGUAAAACUUCAGAAUUAUUGUCUGAGAGGAAGAAGAAAAAAGAUUUGUUUGAUGCCUAUAAAAGGCUGAAGUCUCAGUACAAUUACCUCCGUACAAAGCUUGGUCUUAUAAAUGAGGAUAAACUUCCACAAAGCAAGUCAUUUGAGGAAGAGGACAUAAUGAGGUGCCCACAGAAUCGACCUUCGGCGUCCUGCCUUGAAAAUGGUGAUCUGAAUACUGCUGUUUUUGGUUGUGGGGUCAAAGUGAAAGAGGAGAUCAGUGUUGAAGAUCACUUGGAGGCUGACAAAGGGAUUGGACCAAUAAAGAACUCACGUUCCCUCUCACCCAGCUCAAAGUACAUUGCAUCAAAAUGUCAAAUUGGUGAAAAAUCCACAGCCGCAGUGGGCACAAAGCGCAAUGCAUCAGAUUGGAGAGAUACUAGGUCCAAUCAACCUUUAGGAGGGCCUGAUCCUCAUGAUGAUUUUCUGAAUACACCUUUCGAGAAUGUUCAAAGGAACUUGAAUGAAGCUGCAAAUGAAGAAAACCGACGUUCUCCAGCCCAUAAUAUGAAGGAAAUAGAUCGAAGCUUCUCAGAUGACGAGACACAGGACAUGAAUGUUGAUCCUUGUCCUAAGAAGCAGCAAGUGGCAGCACCUUCUGCUGGCAAACAAAGUUUUAAAUAUGUGGAACCUGUAAGAAGGAAAGCCGAGCGGGAAAAUCUAAAAGGAGUCGAGUGCAGGCAGUGCAAGAAAUUUUAUGAUGCCGUUCUCCCCGAUGAUGAAAGCAAAGAUAAUGACAAUAAUAAGAGGAAUUUGCGCUGUGAGCAUCAUGAUGGCGUGUCCCGGCAUAGGUAUAAAUAUGUUCCUCCAAUGACUCCUGAAGGAUUCUGGAACAUUGGCUUCGAAUCUGAAAUGUAAUGGUCUUUUCAGACAGAAAUUGAUUUAUUCAAAAUUGGCACAUUUUCAUGCAUGCUUUGCUUCUACAUCUACAUUGCGCCAUUUGAAGGCA